UCCAACAUGGCCAAGAUGAGCACAGUUUGCUCGACUUCCGUCAAAAUCAUCUUAUGAUUCAGCAUUUCUAGCCUUUUAUGAACCACUUAAACCACCAUGGGUAAAGAACAUGACCUCCUUAAUGCUGGAAAAACUGGAAAUGUCUCUCAGAUUGAAAAAAUACUGGGCCAUCGAGUCAAGAAGUCAGGCCUUCAAAGUAUCAUGGGACGAAGUGUAAAUCCUAAUUUCCAAGACGAGAUGGGUUACACACCUCUCCAUUAUGCCUCUCUUCAUGGACAUAGAUCUGCUGUUGAACUUUUAUUAAAGUAUGAUGCUUCAGCACUUAUUCCUGAUCACUCAGGAAACUAUCCUCUUCACUUGGCGGCAUUUAAUGGACAUGCUGAUGUGUGUAGAAUAUUAAUCAAUUCUGGACCAUCAAGAGCUGAUGUGAAUGAGCAGAAUGGUACAAAAGAUACGGCAAUGCAUUCUGCUGCUCAGUCUAAGUCCUCUCAAGUUGUUGCAGUUUUGCUUGAGAAUCAUGCUGAUCCUUUUCUUAGAAAUUGUCGCAAGGAGUCAGCUUUGGAUUUGGCUGCUCAGUAUGGGAGAAUGGAAAAUGUUAAGCUUCUGCUUGAUUAUCACCCCAAUCUACUGCAAGAUCACAUCAAAACUCACUCCCCUCUGCAUCUGGCGGCAAGAAAUGGACAUAUUGAUGUUGUAUCAAACCUUUUGGGCUGUGGAAUGUCAGUCAAUCAUCAGUGUGAUACGGGAACUGCUCUUCAUGAAGCUGCUUUAUUUGGAAAACUGGAUGUUUGUAACUUUUUACUACAGUGUGAUGUGGACAUUUCAGUCAAAGACAAAAACCAGAUGACCGUAAUGGAUUUACUGAUGAAACACCCCUCGUCAAAAACAAAAGAAAUCAGCACUCUUAUUUACAAACAUUCUCAAUCCAAAACUCGUUCAAAGUCUUUUAAAGGAUCCAGUAGUUCGCCUGAUGUUCCCAUCACACAAGGUAGCAUGCCUUCUCGAUCCAGCACCAUGAUUAACAGACAAUCAAACUAUGAUGAUAUACCAAGCCCAAGACCUGUAUCAGGCUUUAGAAGGUGUGGUACGUAUGAUUCUGUUCCAGCUCCCAAAACCAAACAGGAAAUUAUGAGCCAGAUGAGCUAUGGUCUUGUUCCAAAUCCACAGUCAAGGCCAGGUAAUGAAACAUCGUAUGUAGAAAAUGCAGACAGAGAAACCCCCUCCCAGCCAACCAUCCAACCAUCUGCAAUGGAGGUAUACUCUUACGUAGGCACACCAGCCCAACAACCAGUACUGCCCUCAAGUGUCCCAGCCCUAACACCUAGGAAUGUCAAAGAAGGGUACGCAGUGCUUGGGAUCCCUGUGGUGCCAGGAAGUCACUUCACUGGGUCACAACCUCUAACAGGAGAGGAUUAUACUGCUGUAAGAUCUGAAGGGAUUGCAGGUUCACCUGGUAAAUCUGCCAUGAAGGAUAGUGGUGCAAGUAGACAAAAAAUCCCCACUGGAGGUAGAGCAGGGGAUCCGCUUCCUUUACAAGCAAUGGUAACCAAGGAAAACAAAGCAUAUUAUCAGAUUGAGCCACACACAUCUGGAGAUGAACCUCAAUUCUCUGCCAUGAACAGCAAAGACUAUGAGGUAGUACCACGUGUCCCUCAGAGGCGAGACCUACAAAUACCACUAUACCAGACACCACCAACAUUCAAACAACCACCACAACCACAACCAAAGCCGCCGCAGGGAGACGGUGAUUAUGGCUUUGUUGGGGAGGCUUUUUACAAAAAACCAGAAAAACCAGCAGUACAGGUUCAAGCUACUUCACCUAUGAGUCCACCAGUGUAUGAAAUCCCACCUUCAUUCAAGUCCAAACAGAUAUCCUCAGGGGAUAUCCCAGGAUCGCAAGCCAAGACUUGCCCUCUGGAUAUACCUCAGUACGAGUUGGUAGGAUUUAGAAAGACUCCCAGUGAAAUGGGACCUGAGACAUUACCCAUGUCUGCACUCCCUGGCUAUGAGCCCAUGGGACCUGAAACACCAGAAAACCCAUUUGGAGAAUAUGAAGUGUUUGCUCCCCGAACUGAUGCUAGUGAUUAUGAGGUUUUACCAAGAGGAGCUAUACUACAGCAGCAAGGGACAUCCCAGCCAUCCAUCGCACAGUCCCCUCCUGUUUACGAAAUAGCCCCUCCACCAAGACUGGCCCAAGAGGAGCCACAACCAACACCUUCUCCAAGCACAUUGUCUCAAAAUUCCCCAGUAUACGAGAUUGCACCACCGCCAAGACCCUGUGUGCCAACACCCCCACAAGAUGUUGUCCCCAUAGUUGAAAAGGGGUCAGUUGUACCUCCUAGACCACGCCCCUACAACCAGUACCAAGUGUGUACUGUUCAGCCAACAGUACAGGGUAGUAGUGAACCGCCCACCAAACAAGGCAUGCCGGCUCCUUACGAACAAGUAAGAUUAGAAGCUCCAAAAGGGAAACUAAACCUGGAUCAGAAACCUGUUUUACCACCUAGAACAUUUGAGGGGGAUUACUGCACUUUAGAUCCCAAUGCUAUGGGUCAAAUAAAUCCCCCACCAUUACCCUCUAGGGAUAAUAUUAGCUCUAGCUCUAGUUUAGGAUCAGGUUCAGGGAGUGAUUUGGCGGAUACCCCAGGGGUACCCCCACCGUCACCCAGUAUGGCUGCUAGUGCUGUGUUUGAGGCUUUAGAACCAAGACUUCAAAGCCCAGAGAAAAGAGCAGAAAAAACUGAUGAUAAGAAACCAGUUUCUGCUAAAAGGACACUAGAAAGACGACCAGUUCCAACACCAAGAAGAGAUAGCUUGCAUGAUAAACCAAAAUGGUAUAGCCAAGAAGAUCAGUCAAAAGAAACGGGGAAAUUAACUCAGCUGGACAGAGAGGCGCAAGAUCCAUUCAGCUACCCACCAACCAAUGAGAAAGAGAAAAUAGAAUCUCCACCAAGCCCAGAGAAGGCAACAACCUUUACCUCACUACACAAGAUAUAUUCACCUUUUGGAUCCAAAGAAAACUUAGUCGAAGAAAAUGAAGAGAAAGAAAUUAAGAAAGAGGAACAUGAAGAUAGUUCUCCAUUGUUGUAUGAGAAUGUUCUUUUCAAAAGAAGCGACAGUACUGUUCGCAAGAGCAUUAAUAAGAAACCCGGUCUCCCGGCACAAGAAAAUGGAGGUGGGACUAAGCCCGACUCUCAACCCAAGCCACAACUCAGCGAUCUAUUGGAUACGUCUGAUACAAUGGAUGAAGACGCAGAAUGGGAAAAGAUCGAGGCAUUGCUGAUGUCCAUAAGUGAGAUUGAGAUGCCUGCUGACAGCCUGGAAAACCAGAUUGCAGAUGCAGUUUCAGGUGAAGCUACCUCAGUACCCGAAUGGCUCAAGUUCCUCGGCAUGAGUCAAUAUGAACCUGAAUUCAUGAACAAUGGAUUUGAUAAUCUUGGAUUCCUUAAUGGAGGUGUGCUUGCAGAUUUGGAUCUGGACGAAAUAGGAGUGAAUGAUCCUGCCGACAGAAAAAUUAUCCUUGAGGCUGUGAAAUCCCUCCCCACCCCUCCCCGUGUGGCAAAGCUACCCAGUCCUCCCUCAACAGUGGAGGAAUGGCUUGCAUCUCUCUGCCUGUCUGAAUACCUGGUUACGUUGUUACAUCAUGGGUAUACAACAAUGGAUCGAGUCAAGCAGAUGUGGGAGGUUGAACUCACUUCAGUCCUCGAGAUAAACCUUAUUGGACACAGAAACCGUAUCCUGGCAUCGUUAGUUGAGCCACGAAGAAUGACUCUCGCGAGAAAAUCAAGAAAAAGUGAGGUUUAUGAUUCGAGAGGAAAUUUUGGUUUAGACGAGAAAGUAGCAGAACUAGAUGUCUACUGCCCUAACGAAGAACAGCCUACAGGAGUAUCAGCCAAAGUAGACGCGGAUAUGUUAAUGAAAAUAGCAGAAGAAAUGGUACAUGACGAGAAUUUGAAGAAAAAAGCUGAAAAAAUGAAACGAGAAAACCGGUGGCGACAUGAACCGGCAGUCCUACUUAAAGGAUCUGUUAAUUACUCGGCGCAGUACCUUGGUUCACAGACAGUAAGAGAAAUCGUAGGAGUAUCAUCAACUGUUGAAGCCAGUCGGAAGAUGAGGAUGUCAACGGCCAAGUUACAAAAGAUCCCGUCUGUAAUCCUUGCUGUUUCUGUUAAUGGAAUUAAAUUCAUUGAUGCAAGAACAAAGUUCGUUGUAAGCAACCAUCAAAUGUGUAACGUGUCGUACAUCACUCAAGAUCCUGAAGAUAAGCGCGUGUUUGCUUACAUCGCUAAAGAUGCUAAAGUCAACAAGCACUACUGUCACGUGUUUCGCGUGGAUCAGACGCAACUUUCUGAUGAAAUUACUAUGACCAUUGGACAAGCAUUCGAGCUUGCAUACGAACAGUUUAUGCAGAUACAGGAUUAUCUGCGCAAGAAUAAACAUCAAAGAUGAAAGGUCGUAGCUUCUAAAUGACGUCACUAGUACAUCACUGCUGCCAGUGCUUGCAAUAACGUCAUCAAAACAUUUCCUUAAGACUUCUAGAAGAAAUUUAUCGUGAUUCGAAGUUUGAAGAGAGGACUGGAAACUACAGACGUCACCAUAUAAUUCGUGCCCAGUGCUUCUCAAGAUUAUUUGAAGAGAAGAGCCCGGGUCCAAUAGGAAAUGCCAGCAAUUGAUUCUUAUAUAGAAAUGAUGUGAACUUUAUCAAUUAGAAAUUCGAGGGGGAAACCAGGGGGUGGCCAGCCACUCUUCUCCGUUGGGAUUCAAAAUAGAAUAACAAAUGCCUUCUGUAUAACAGCCACCCUCCAUGAAUUCAGCAGGGAACCACAGCUAAAAUGACCAUAAAUUGAUCAACAAUUGAAAAUAUCCCUAGUUUUUGUCUUGUUGACGAAUAAUGGUUUUGUAAAAUCGUAUAUAAAAAUUAAAAAAAUCAUUUUUAAUUAAAUAAAUGUAUUUUCACUA
This is a messenger RNA of Actinia tenebrosa (Australian red waratah sea anemone), 4959 nucleotides long. RefSeq lists its product as uncharacterized. Gene Ontology annotation, molecular function: protein binding. The record is from RefSeq and is a predicted model, not a curated record. Gene Ontology annotation, cellular component: cytosol. Lineage: Eukaryota; Metazoa; Cnidaria; Anthozoa; Actiniaria; Actiniidae.